Messenger RNA from Amaranthus tricolor (Joseph's coat), 2746 nucleotides. Its product is annotated as protein CHLOROPLAST IMPORT APPARATUS 2-like. The coding region runs from base 1274 to 2545 and encodes 423 amino acids. The transcript has 3 exons. Gene Ontology annotation, molecular function: protein binding. Gene Ontology annotation, cellular component: nucleus. Lineage: Eukaryota; Viridiplantae; Streptophyta; Magnoliopsida; Caryophyllales; Amaranthaceae. The record is from RefSeq and is a predicted model, not a curated record. Gene Ontology annotation, biological process: regulation of DNA-templated transcription.
GGAUUCGGUUUUGGAGUUUGAAACCAAAAAACUAGUUAAAAGUUCAAACAUAAGGUUUGUAAUUGUUUAUAGUUAAUGAUGAUAAGAUUGUCUUGGUCAAUAGAUUUUUGAUAAUGUUUGUGACACUCUUUGCUAUUUGAUUGGGCCAUUUGCUUUUUCCUGCAAUGGAAAAGAAUUUCUGAUUGUAACAUAGUACUAUUGAGAAUUUAGAAAGUACUUCUACUUCAAAAUCAGGGGCAUUGUAGUCAAUGCCAUUGGUUAAUUAUUGAUAGAGUAGUAUUUUACUUUGGCAUUGAGAGUUAAGAUGACAGAGAGAAAAAGAAGGGGGGAGCUGGGAGGGGAUGAGAGAGAUACAGAAUAGUGGUCCAGUUACUAUUGUUAGCAUCUGAAAGAAAAGGUUGUCCCUUGCUCUGUUCUCUUAACCAUCAGUUCAUUACUCAUAAGAACACAUCUUACCUCUGUUUCUGAGAGUCUCUCUUUAUGCUUUUGCUAUCUUUAGAGCUUUAACGAUUAUUACCUCUCAUCUAUUCCCCCUCGUGACCUGCUUCUAUACAUAAAUCGCCCAUCAAGACACACACACACACUCUCUCUCUCCCUCUCCCCCCAACCGCACUACUUUCUCAUCCCCCAUUCCCCCCUACCCGUUUUUCUCAGUGGGGCUAAAUUUCCCAUUUAAACUCUAAGCUGGUUUUUUUUCAUUAAGCUGAUUUUCUGAUUCUUCACUGCAAAACCCAUUCACUGUUUGAUUGUGGUUGAGCUUUGUGCUCCAUCACCUUAAGAUUUCCUUGUAUUAGUAUAAAAGGGAGGGAGGAAAAAAAAUUUCUGCAUACCCAAUCAUUGCAAUCCACAUUUUGGGAAUUGCCUUUUGAGGUUAAUCCAGAUGGGUUUAUAGAGGUUUAGCAUAGAGCUCUACUUUUGUUAGCUUAACCAAAUUUUAGCAAACUUUUGAACUUUUACUUAGUAAGUGCCUUUUUAGGGUUCAGGGUUUUGGCCUUUUGCCUAGUUUAGUGCAAACUGCAAAGAUCAAAGCUUGUGUUUCGCUCUUCCUUCGAUGCCAUUCCUUUGCUAUAGCUUGAAUUAUUUUUCCUGUGGAGUGCGAGGGAUAUUAAAUUUCAGAUUGGACCUUCUUCCCAGAGUUUUUGAAGCUUUGAUUAUCUUAAGCUUGCCAAAGCUCAUGAGGAUUAGAACUUUUUCUUUUUCACUCUAUUAGCCUUGAGUUUUUAUUGCAAUUGGGACUUCUUAGAUUGGGCUUUAGGCAGGGAAUAUUUCAACAAUGAGCUCCUGUUUGAGCGGAGGUGGAAGGACAGCCUAUACAAUUGACCUUGACAUCAUUAAAUCUCCUUCAACGUCACUUCGAACCUCUCAUUCUUCGUCUCCUUCUUCAACUAUAUCUGAAUCGAGCAAUUCUCUGCUUGCCAUCUCAACUCGAAAAUCACGAACUCCUCGAAAACGCCCAAAUCAGACCUACAAUGAGGCAGCUGCUCUGCUCUCCACUGCCUAUCCAAACAUCUUCUCUGCCAAGGAUAUUUGUAAGCCUGGCAAAUUCAUCAAGCCCCAUGAAUAUGCUUCCUUUUCCUUUGAAGAAACCUCUUCUGAGUUGCUUCUACCUUUCCCAAUUGAAAAGCCUGUUUUUCAAAUAGAUUCAACUGCGUGUGAAAAACCAUGCUCAAAUGAUACAGAUGAAACCUGUUGCCGAACGAAUUCCUCUAAUCUAAGUGAUGAUUAUGAGGAUUUUGAUGCAGAAUCUAUGCUUGAUGAGGAUAUUGAGGAGGGUGUUAUAGAUAGCAUUAUGGGGAAUUUGAGUGUGCAUUCAGAAGGGGAAUCCACUACUUCCUCCAAUGGUGGUGCUGUUGGCCCUGUUAGUUAUUGUUAUGGGUAUCCUGUAGGGUUAGGAUUAGGUUUAGGUGGGAGAUUUGAUUAUGGAUUUGGAUUGAUGAGAGGAGUGGCCAAGGCAUUUAGACAAACUGAUGAGGGAGACUGGUGGAGAUUUCCUAUUGUUGAUGUUGGUGAAAUUUCUCCAAGAUUCAACAAGCGCUUGCCAGCUGAAAAGAAGAAAAAGUUGGAUAAAUUAAACCUCAAGGUCCCCUCUAUAACCCUAAAGAAAGAAAACUCAGUGCUAAUUUCCAAGUCUAGUUCAUCCUCUAGCAAAGAAUAUUCAACCUCAAAUCCCAAGUCUAGUUCAGCAUCAGGCAAGGAAGAUUCAGCCUCCACUUCUAAAUCAGGCCUAGGGGUGCUCUUAAAACUAAAUUAUGAUGACGUGUUGAAUGCCUGGUCCGAUCGGGGCUCGCCUUUCUCUGAUGACAUUCUGGGCUCUGAGUUUUCUGGAAGUGAUGCCUUGGCAAGAUUGGCACAAAUAGAUCUAUUUGGUGAGUUUGGAGCCCUAAGAGAAGCAAGUGUUCAGCGAUACAAGGAGAAAAGGCGAACACGCUUCUUCUCGAAAAAGAUUAGGUACCAAGUCAGAAAGGUUAAUGCUGAUCAACGACCAAGAAUGAAGGGGAGAUUUGUUAGAAGGCCUGAUUCAACAGAGAAUGAAGAAAUAAAGUAGCAAAAUUGCUUCCUUAGCUUUCAUCUUAUAGAAAAUUACACUUUUGUAAGAUUAAAUUUUUUUUUCCUUCAAAUUUCACACACUAAACUUUAGUCAGGGCUAGGUGAAAGGGAUGAUGGAAGAGUUUUAGUGUUAUUAUUCCUCAUUUUUGUAGUCUUGAUUAAUAAGAUAAACGUUUAUCCCCCUUUCUGAUUUUUUCAA